Molecule: messenger RNA, 1680 nt
Organism: Photinus pyralis (common eastern firefly)
Lineage: Eukaryota; Metazoa; Arthropoda; Insecta; Coleoptera; Lampyridae
Gene: RnrS
Product: ribonucleoside-diphosphate reductase subunit M2
Exons: 2
Coding region: 267-1373 (368 amino acids)
Biological process (GO): deoxyribonucleotide biosynthetic process
Cellular component (GO): cytosol
Molecular function (GO): ribonucleoside-diphosphate reductase activity, thioredoxin disulfide as acceptor
Source: RefSeq, a predicted model, not a curated record
UCAAUUAAUGCGUAUUUAUUCAAAUUGCAAAUUUUAAACAAUAACGUCAUUUUUGUUUGCUUGCGUCCUGCGUCAAUCAAAACCUUUCCCGCCUUUUUGUGUCCUACAUAACGGCAACACUGGGGGGUCUACGCACCUUUAUAAAUCGGAGCAAAGGCGGGAAUUUUGGCAUUUAACGUUUGUAUGGUACGUUUUUUUUGUGUACAUUGCGUUUUGUGAAAGUACUUAUUCAAUUUAGCUAAUUUUAUUACCAAAAAGACCACAAAAUGCCUUAUGUAAACGGCAAAGAAAAUGUCGACAUAACCUCGAGUCCCGCCAAAACCGUUCUUAGUGAAAAUGCGAUCAACAUUAUACACAAUUCCACUAAAAAGAGCAACGUGAACGAGCUAAAAUCGAAACCAAAGUUUGACCCACAGCUCGAGCCACUACUACGCGAUAACCCCAGGCGUUUCGUCGUGUUCCCGAUCGAAUAUCCGGACAUCUGGGCAAGGUACAAAGAGGCCGAGGCCUCCUUUUGGACUACGGAGGAGGUGGAUCUGUCUCACGACUUGGAGCAUUGGAGGGGUUUGAGCGACGACGAACGGUACUUCAUUUCGCACGUUCUUGCCUUUUUCGCAGCCUCUGAUGGUAUCGUAAAUGAAAAUCUAGUCGAACGUUUCAGCCAGGAGGUGCAAGUGACUGAAGCUCGUUGUUUCUACGGUUUUCAAAUAGCGAUCGAAAAUGUUCACUCUGAGAUGUACAGUUUGUUGAUUGACACCUAUAUAUCAGAGCCGAAACAGAAGGACCAUCUGUUUAAUGCCAUCGAAACAAUGCCGUGCGUCACUAAGAAGGCAGAUUGGGCUCUAAAUUGGAUUGCUAGCGAGGAUGCGACCUUUGCCGAACGUGUGGUUGCAUUUGCCGCAGUGGAGGGCAUUUUCUUUUCAGGUAGUUUCGCGUCAAUCUUCUGGUUGAAGAAGCGGGGACUUAUGCCUGGUUUAACAUUUUCGAAUGAGCUGAUUUCUCGCGACGAAGGGCUACAUUGCGCAUUUGCCUGUUUAAUGUUUUCACAUCUGGUUCAAAAGCCUACAAAAGAACGUGUCACGAGUAUAAUUCGUGAUGCUGUCCAGAUUGAGCAGGAAUUUUUAAGCGAAGCCAUACCUGUCAGUCUUAUUGGUAUGAACUGUACUUUAAUGUGUCAGUAUAUCGAAUAUGUAGCUGAUCGUUUGCUGCUUGAUUUAGGAUGUGAUAAAAUUUAUGACGUUACUAAUCCAUUUGACUUUAUGAAUAAGAUUUCCAUUGAAGGUAAAACUAACUUUUUUGAGAAGAAAGUAGGGGAGUAUCAAAAGAAUGGAGUUGUUGAUAACAUUAGCAUUUCUUUUGAUGCUGAUUUUUAGAAAAACGUUGUUUUCAACCUAGUGUUUUUAAGGUUUUAUAAUUAAUUUAUUUUACCAAAGGACUGUUCUAUUUUCCUCGUUUUUUGAAUAGAACAACAGACACACUUGUACUUUUACCAUAUGAGUAAAAUGACUGGUAGUUUAAUCUACUUAAUCUCCAGAGCUUUUUAUGUUUUUGUUCCAAAUUUACAAUACUUAAUUACACGUAAGCAGCUUGUGCAGUUAGAUUAUGUUCGUUUUUGUAGUAAACUUAUUUUAUAUAAAUAGUGAAAUUAAUUUUAAAUAUAGAGCUUUAUUAGUAAGAUAU